Molecule: messenger RNA, 1554 nt
Organism: Rhinopithecus roxellana (golden snub-nosed monkey)
Lineage: Eukaryota; Metazoa; Chordata; Mammalia; Primates; Cercopithecidae
Gene: CAMKMT
Product: calmodulin-lysine N-methyltransferase
Exons: 11
Coding region: 78-1067 (329 amino acids)
Cellular component (GO): cytoplasm
Molecular function (GO): calmodulin-lysine N-methyltransferase activity
Source: RefSeq, a predicted model, not a curated record
GGGCGUCACAGGUCCUGACAGGGAAGAAGUUGGCAGGUCCUGGCAGGGGACGAGCUGCGGUGGCGGCACCUCCGGGUAUGGAAGGCUCCAGUGAGAUGGAGUCGCGAGUCGCGGACGCUGGGGCUGGUGAGACUGCGCGAGCAGCGGGCGGCGGUCCGGCAGUUGGCUGCACCACUCGGGGGCCCGUAGUCUCGGCGCCCCUGGGAGCCGCCCGGUGGAAGCUCCUGCGGCAGGUUCUGAAGCAAAAACACCUGGAUGAUUGCCUGCGACAUGUAUCUGUAAGAAGAUUUGAAUCAUUUAAUCUGUUUUCAGUAACAGAAGUCAAAGAAAGGGAAACUGAAAAGGAGGUUGGUGCAUGGGUCCAAUAUACAAGCAUCUUCUGUCCUGAAUACAGUAUCUCCAUAAGGCAUAAUAGCGGAUCCUUGAAUGUUGAAGAUGUCCUUACCAGCUUUGACAAUACAGGAAAUGUUUGUAUCUGGCCAUCUGAAGAGGUGUUGGCUUACUACUGCCUCAAGCACAAUAAUAUAUUCAGGGCCCUUGCUGUGUGUGAGCUAGGGGGUGGCAUGACAUGCUUGGCUGGGCUCAUGGUUGCUAUUUCUGCAGAUGUCAAAGAAGUUCUGUUAACUGAUGGGAAUGAAAAGGCCAUCAGAAAUGUGCAAGACAUCAUCACAAGGAAUCAGAAGGCUGGUGUUUUUAAGACCCAGAAAAUAUCAAGCUGCGUUUUACGAUGGGAUAAUGAGACAGAUGUCUCUCAACUGGAAGGACAUUUUGACAUUGUUAUGUGUGCUGACUGCCUGUUUCUGGACCAGUACAGAGCCAGCCUUGUUGAUGCAAUAAAGAGAUUACUCCAGCCCAGGGGGAAAGCAAUGGUAUUUGCCCCACGCCGAGGGAAUACUUUAAACCAGUUUUGCAAUCUAGCUGAAAAAGCUGGUUUCUCUAUCCAAAGACAUGAAAAUUAUGAUGAACACAUUUCAAACUUCCACUCCAAGUUGAAAAGGGAAAACCCGGACAUAUAUGAAGAAAACCUUCAUUACCCGCUUCUGCUUAUUUUAACCAAACGCGGAUAGAAGAUUAAGCUUCUCAAAGACGAAGAAAAAUAUCAAGUGCACAGGGAAUAUUUUUACAAAAACAGAAAUCUGUAAUGGGUAUAAUCGCCUGCCUGUCCCCUUUGCAGCGUUUCACGUGUGGGCUAUGGACUCCACCUGUCCUCACCCACGUUAUUCCCCAGCUGCCCUCUCCAGCUCCCUCCCUGCCUCUUUUUACACUCUGCUUGUUGCUCUUCCUGCCCUAAACCUUUGUUUGUCUUUAAAUAUGUAUAAGCUGCCUAUCUGUGACUUGAAUUUGACUGGUGAACGACCUAAAUAUUUUUCCCUCUAAUUGAGAGAGAAUUUCUUUUGAUGAUACCCAUCCCUCCUUAAAUAUCUUUUUUUUUUUUUUUUUUUUUUUGGUCUUUGUUCUGUUUUGGUGGUGGUAGUUUUUAAUCAGUAAACCCAGCAAAUAUCAUGAUUCUUUCCUGGUUAAAAAAAUAAAGCAUAUCGUUUUAUCUCCCUCCAA